AUGGAAGCUUACUCAAUAGAAGUGAAAAAGCUAGCCAUGACCAUCUUGAGGCAAAUGGCCAAGGCUAUAAAGAUGGAUGAUGAGGAGAUCACAGAACUAUUCACUGAUAGGGUCCAAACAAUAAGAAUGAAUUACAAGCCUCCAUGCCCACAGCGAGAUAUGGCCAUUGGCAUCACUCCUCACUCUGAUGCAGAUGCCCUAACAAUUCUUUUUCAGCUCAAUGAAACGGAGGGCCUCCAGAUUAGGAAAGAUGGGAAAUGGGUGCCUAUAAAACCACUUCCCAACGCUUUUGUAGUCAAC
Messenger RNA from Ilex paraguariensis (yerba mate), 300 nucleotides. The record is from the annotation of a GenBank genome assembly. Lineage: Eukaryota; Viridiplantae; Streptophyta; Magnoliopsida; Aquifoliales; Aquifoliaceae.